Aureobasidium melanogenum CBS 110374 is the source of this 663-nucleotide messenger RNA. RefSeq lists its product as uncharacterized. The record is from RefSeq and is a predicted model, not a curated record. NCBI's taxonomy places the organism in Eukaryota, Fungi, Ascomycota, Dothideomycetes, Dothideales, Saccotheciaceae. Bases 1 to 663 code for a protein of 220 amino acids. The transcript has a single exon.
AUGGACGUUGAAAAGACUAUCACUCUACCUAACGGUGAAGAACCGUUGAAGACACCAACGGUUGGAGAGGGAUACACAGCUGCUAUGGGUAUCAUCAACACCUCCACUUCACCAAUCUCACGGCAUGAGUCUGAAGAACAAGAUGAAGACACCAAGACACAAUCAUUCCUCAACUUCGAGAAGCCUGGGCCUGUAACUCUUCUCUUCUGUCUCGUCCUCAACAUGCUGGUUACGAUAUCUUGGUACUAUCUCAACAUCGACAUCCCCGUCUCUGACAGAGUGACGCCGGCCAUGCUGUGUCGCUACCUGUACGAUGGUAUCGUUCUCUUCCCUAUGGGCUUCUUUUCGCUUGUUGGAUGCUUGCACUGCUAUGGCACUCUGUUGUGCUUGAGGCGAGAUGAUCGCGCGCUGUGCAUUGCAAGAGUGGCGUUGGGAGGUAUGCUCGGUGCUUCAGUGGUUGUCAAGUAUGGACUUGAGGCGGGUGUCUUCGACCUGAGUGCUCCAGAGCAACUAGUUUUCUGGGCUAUGGCGGGAGUUACACCUGGAGCUGGACUUGUGGCGUUGGUCGGAUUCUGCUGGGACAGCUUAUAUCGAGGCUGCCAGAGUGAGGAAGUCUCGAGGGUUGAUGAGAAGAGGCCUCUAUUGGAGAAAGAGGAUGUUUAA